CAGAGAGGGAGAGAGCAGUGCGGAGAAGAUGGCGGCGCUUAUAAAGGCCGUGCAGGCCGGCACGAGCAUGAACGGCAUAACAAAACUGUUCACGAAUCUGUCUUUGGCCCCGGGUGUCAUCGCUCCUGCCAAACAUGCGUUUCUCCGCAGCGCUCCAGCUUUGCACUGCGCGUUUAUACAUCUUACAUCGGGACGCCGUGACUUGAUGGAAUUCUUUGACGAUCCGAAAAAUUGGGGAAAGAACGAGGUGCGAGUGGGUCGGUCUUGGAAGAAGGAUGAAUUGAGGUUGAAGAGCAAUUCCGACUUGCAUAAGUUAUGGUACGUGUUAUUGAAGGAACGUAACAUGCUUAUGACCAUGGAAAAUGCGUGCAAUAGAGCAUUCGAGAUCUUCCCGAAUCCCGAACGUUUGGACAAAGUUCAGGACAGCAUGAGUAACUUGGAGUCAGUCGUUCGCGAAAGAAACAGAGCGUAUCACUUGCUCGAGACUGGAGAGACAGGAGAGCGUCCUGGAAAACUGGUCUACAAUAUCUUAGGUUUAAGGUUUUAUUACCGAAUGAGGCAGCAUAGCAUCCCAAAGUUCGUAAACACGAAAUGGCAUAAGUUGCACAUGUUUGGCUAUGGCGGAUACGCGACUCGAAAGUUUUUACGCUUGUACAGGGAGCAACUUUGGAAUAAGAAACGCAGAGCAAUAACACGUGACAAUAAUCGUGUCGCAAUGUUAAUGAGAAAAUUCCCGAAUCUGGAUCUUGAAGCUGUGAAAGAACAGUUUCCGAAUGUUAAUGUAGAAAAGGUAAAAGAGUCUAGAAGAGCAAGAAGCCAUACUGUACCUGUGUAAUUCGCAAUUCCUGUUAAUAGGGUAGCAAAUUAUUGAACAUCUGUUACAUUUGUGAAUGUAAGAUAUCCGAUCGUUAAUACAGUACAUAAGUUUAUAUGUUUAGUAUUUUUUUUCAUCGUGUCUAUUAAAAUUUACACUUAUUCAAAUUAUU
Molecule: messenger RNA, 986 nt
Organism: Temnothorax curvispinosus
Lineage: Eukaryota; Metazoa; Arthropoda; Insecta; Hymenoptera; Formicidae
Gene: mRpL47
Product: 39S ribosomal protein L47, mitochondrial
Exons: 5
Coding region: 29-835 (268 amino acids)
Biological process (GO): mitochondrial translation
Cellular component (GO): mitochondrial large ribosomal subunit; mitochondrial ribosome
Molecular function (GO): structural constituent of ribosome
Source: RefSeq, a predicted model, not a curated record